AUGGCUAAAAUUAAUAAGACUAGACCUAGCUGUGCUAGGGUCAAAGUUCUUGUUGACCUGUUAGCAGAUCAUCCUAAUAAGGUAAGAAUGGACAUUCUUAAUGAAGCAUCAGGUGAAGUAAGAACUGAAUGGGUUAACAUUAAGUAUGAUAUGUUACCUAAAUACUGUAAGGAAUGUAGACUACAAGGACAUGAUGAUUUUGAGUGUUGGAGGAUUCACCCAGAAUUGUCACCUUAUGAUCAAGGCAAGCAGACUUCUGAUAAGGUCAAGGAGCAGACUAAGGUGCAGCAUAAUCAACCUUUGAUGAUCUUGUCGAGUAGGAGAGUGGUAGGUAAUGUAAAAUCAAAUGGAGAACAAUGGAAAGAUGUAAAGGAUAAUCGUGUGAAGAAGGCAGGAAAUCAAGUGAUAAAUGGAAAGGAAAUUGUUCCAGUCAAUCAAGGGGAUAGGCAGCAGGAAGUAGCAGUUGUUAAUCAGCAAGAUAGGGACAAUGAGAGAAGACAAAUUGUUUCUGUUGAUGUAGGGCAACAAAUACAAACUACAAACAAAUUUGCAGCAUUACAAGCAGAGGAAGAGGGUGAUAAUGGAAAUCAAAUGAUCAUUGUGGAAGCAGAUGUUAGGCAUGACACUCAAAGGCAGAAAGAUUUGAACCCUAAUGCUUCAGUUUUUAUCCCUAAAUCUACUGGAGUGGCUUCAUCAAAGAGAGGAAAUGUAGAAUAUGAUGAUGAGGAAGGAAAUAUAAUAAAGGAAGGCUCAAAUAAAGGAAAAGCAACUACUGUUCAGAAGGAAGCUACAACAGCAUGGGUUAAUAGAAUAUUUGCUGAAAAGAUAGUUGCAACUAAUCAAUCAUGCCAGGACAUUCCCUCACAGGACACUGAAGUUGAUGCAACUAUUAAAGAAGUCAAUGCUAAUGAAAGACUACAAAUUAGUGGAGGAAAGUUGUGGGAUGCUCAAACUGAAGAAGAUUCAGAGGAAGGAGAACUACCUGAAGGUGCCAGUGGUGAGGAGGAAUCAUCAGAUGAGGAGAACGAUGAAGAAGAACAAAGUGUUAAUGACAAGGCUAAUAAGGAAUGCCAAAAAUCUGAAACUAAAGGUGGAACAUCUAAAGAAAAUAAGGCUGAUCAAGGAGAAGACAUAGAAGUAAUAAAUCAGAAGAAGACAGGUACUGGAGAUCAACCUGAUCAAAAACUCAUUAGUUCUAGUCCUAUUAAAGAGCUGCCACCAGCUAAGCCAAACAUAGAACCAGAUAUUCCUUUUGCUGUAGAUACAGGAACUGAAGGUGUGAUUAUACAUAUAGAAGGAAUUGGAGAAGAGCAUGGGAAGAGUAAGGAAGAUGCAGCAGGUGACAAUGUCAAAAAUACAAAAAUGCUUCAACCAUCAGAUGAAGGGCAGAAAAAUUCACAAAGAAGUUUGAUUCCUAAUCCUAUAGGAAAUCAAAUUGAAUUUCCAGUAGAGAAUGAGGGUAAUGCAGAUAAUUUGGAAGGCAAGGGCAGAGAUUUAGAUGCUGAAUCAACAUGCCAAAAUUUCAGAAACAUUGCAAAACAAGGUGAUUUAUCACCUAGGUACUUGGAUAAGGGCAAAUCAGUUGGAAGAGGAAAGAAGGGACAACCAAAAGAAAAUGUUCAAAGUGUAGUGCCAGGGGUUCAAACUAGAAGGACCCUAUCUAAAUCAAAUAAUUGA
Molecule: messenger RNA, 1677 nt
Organism: Nicotiana attenuata
Lineage: Eukaryota; Viridiplantae; Streptophyta; Magnoliopsida; Solanales; Solanaceae
Exons: 2
Coding region: 1-1677 (558 amino acids)
Source: RefSeq, a predicted model, not a curated record